Molecule: messenger RNA, 1488 nt
Organism: Daucus carota subsp. sativus
Lineage: Eukaryota; Viridiplantae; Streptophyta; Magnoliopsida; Apiales; Apiaceae
Exons: 1
Coding region: 1-1488 (495 amino acids)
Molecular function (GO): nucleic acid binding; zinc ion binding
Source: RefSeq, a predicted model, not a curated record
AUGGAAACAAGAUUUACGCGUAUAAUCGAUGAAUUAACUCAACUCGGAAAGAACUAUACUCAAAACGAAAAGAAUCGUCGGGUUCUUAAAUCUUUGCCUCCGAGUUGGAAAGUUAAAGUUACUACGAUCAAAGAGAUGCACAAUCUCAAUGAUUACCACAUCAAUAACUUAUUCGGGAACCUUCGUGCUUACGAAGAAGAUAAUGUUCCGGAUAAGGUCAUUCCUAAAGUGGAAGACAAAAAGAAAAAUAUGGCUUUGAAGUCCAUCUUAAUCGAUGAAGAUGAAAACGACGAAGAGUUGAACGAAGAACUCCAAAAUCUCGACGAAAGCGAGAUAGCUCUUUUAACGAGACAACUCCGUCGUGUACUUCAAAGUAAAGCUCAACGGUAUGGAAAAGGCUUCCUUAAAUCGAAUAAUCAACAAAGAGUUUUUAACUCUAAUGGAAGGCCAAAUUACUCUCAAAAUUAUACUCCUAACAAUAAGAGUAAUUAUCCUACCACGGGCUAUAACAAGGGCAAAAUCAAUCAAAGUCCCAAUGGUUAUAAUAAUGCCAAUAACAAUGGUACUUACACUCCUCCUAAGCCAAAAGAACAAAAUCCGGAGGAAACACCUAAUGUGUGUUUUGAGUGUAAGCAACCCGGUCACUUUAAACGGGAAUGUCCUAAGCUCUCUAAGGGACGAAUUCUCGUGGCCGAAAAUGGUUGGGAUUUAAGUGAAGAUGAAGAAACUUCGGAAGCUACGGAAGAAGUGGUUAACUUGUGCUUAAUGGCUCUCGAGGAUGAUUCUUCAUCAUCGGACAUCUCCACUUCAAAUGAUGAGGUAAGCUCUCGUACUAAACUUUUACAUAAUAUGCAUCUUUUUAAUGAUUCCUCGUUAAACUUGCUAGAUAUGAGUAAAAGUGAUUUGAUUGAUUUGUUGGUUGAAAUGAAUGAAAGAAAUAAUAGUGUAAAUCAACAUACCCUCUCUCGGAUUAGUGAGUUAAAUCUUAAAAACGAGGAGGAAGUCUCAUCUUUAUGUGAACAAAACGAUUUCUUGAAAAAUGAAAACAACAAGUAUAAGGAUGUUGUUACAAAGCUAGAAAUCGAAAAUAUAUCCUUAGUGUUGAACACCGAAGAAUUAGAAAACGAGAAGCUACAAUUAAAUGAAAAUACUCGUAUGCUUCAUGUUGACUUACUAAACUUAAAAAUUCAAAAUGAGUCAUUGGCUCAAGGUAAGUCAAAUCCGGUUGUUCGAAAGGAUAAUGAUGAAUUGGUUCAUGCCUUAAGAGAAAAAGAUGAAAUAUUCGAGUUGGAAACUCAAAGGCUUAAAGAUGAACACUCCAAGAUCUUAGCUCAAGUUAUGGAUCAAGAAAGGAUUCUUAACGACAAAAUUAAUAUUUUGAGCAAAGAAAAAGAUGAUCUUGCGAGAACAAUUCAAAAGUUCACAAAAGGAAAUGAGUUGUUAGAUAAAAUGGUUCAUUCAAAAUAUCUUAUAACCAUGAAGGUUUAG